Molecule: messenger RNA, 1312 nt
Organism: Malaya genurostris
Lineage: Eukaryota; Metazoa; Arthropoda; Insecta; Diptera; Culicidae
Exons: 4
Coding region: 233-694 (153 amino acids)
Source: RefSeq, a predicted model, not a curated record
UCAACGGCGGGUUCGUUGUGUAUAUGUUGUGUAUACUUCGUCCUCUCUGAAAAGACAGGACAGACCGCUGAAAAUCCUGACUGUCAAGUGUCUGCAGCAAAAAAAAUCCUGCACUAGACAGUUUUAGAUGAUUGUGAUAUUUAGAUGCCACCAGGCCUUGGUUUACAACUGAUUAGAUCGUCUGAUUAGUCAGACUGUAACAACUGCAAUCGUUUUACAGUAGGUUGCGAUAAUGCGUUGUGCGGCGUGCAAUUACUACUCUUGGAGUUACUUUAUUGCCUUUGCCGAAAUUUUCGUCUCCUUCAAAGUCGCUUCGGCACUGCUGGAAUGCUCUCGUGUAAAUGAACUCGAUCGGGACAUCGGCUGUUAUGACGUUGAGCCAAUAUUCGUGCUUCUGGUGUUGUACAACUUUUUGUCGCUAUUGCUCAUCAUUGGAGUGGCUAAGCGAAACGAAAAACUGCUACAAAUCUAUCAAACAUGUACUAUCACCUUGAAGGCAUCGGCAAUCAUUCGGCGAGCUGUGCUUUCCGCAACGGAGUAUGAUGACGCUAAUGUUGAGAAAACUGCAAUCGAGAUGAAGAUUAUAAUUAUUUUCACGUUAAUCUUCAGCCUGGAGGCACUGGUCAUCGCUGGAGCCUGUAGGAAGAUCCGCAGGGAACAGCAGGAGCCAUUAUACUGUGUGGAUGUGGUCUAGAACUGUCCUGUGGGUGUGAUCCUGUUUGUGUCAAUACGCCUUGUACGAAGAGACGCACAUACGAUACAACUAUCCUUCGGUAUGAGAAUUAAAAAAAACCGCCGAAGUGAACUCCACGAAAUCAGCCCUUUUCGUCCAGACAAUAUACAUAUUUACAUAUAAAAUUUACACAGCAAAAGUUUCGUCCCUUUUUGCGCAAAGAUACCAAAGUUAGUACGCUUCCCAGUCAAUUUAGAUUGAUGAUACCGACUGUAACGUAGUGAAUAAAUACAACCAUUUUGCCGAUACACAAUGAACGCUUGAUCCAACUAGACCUAAGUACAAUUCUUUUUUGACUGCGUAACUCUUACAAACUAUAUACAUUAUAUAGAACUAACGUGGGCAAAUAGACGUAACACUUGACUGAUUUUCCAUUGUCCACAAGAUCAUAUUCACCAACUAGGAUUCACCAACAGCGAUUCGGUCCCUUUGAAGAAAUGCAAUGAAACUGUUAACAAGCUUGGAUGGAAAAUGAGCAAAUACAAUCCAAGUGUUACGUCUACUUGAUUGCGCUAUUAAUAUUUAUAACGAACCUUGAAGUUUCACAUAUAAUCAAACCUUUUAAUAUCGAUUGCGUUA